GACACUGAGCCGGUGACGACGCGGGGCGACUGGGCGAUUGGCCUGGGGUGUUGCAAAGGGCGGGGUUAGGCUAAUUAGGCGUCUGCUGAAGGGUUCACACGCGACUGGGGUCUGGAUUGUUGCAACAGUGUGAGGGAGAGGAUACAUUGUGUCAGUGCACAAUGUGGGAACAGUAGCAACGUUCCGAAUAUGUAUCGCUUCACUACGAAGCUCUGACCGUCUGGAGUCACGUUGCUUCUUUCUCUCUCCUCCUCGGUGUCUCGACACUUUUGUUUCUUAGAUUUCCACCCUGCCUUCCCCUCGGAUCCCUUUCCUUUCCUUUCCCCCCGCAUGGAUCCAGCAUCUCCCUGCCCGAGCCGGGGCUCGACGCUGGGUGCCGCCUGUUCCCCGUCCGCAAGCGGCGGCCGGGACCACCAUUCGCCGGCGGGCGCCCGCUCUUCGGCGCAGACGCCCGAGCUGAAGCGGCAGGCGGUGAAGCGGCACCAUCACAAGCACAACCUGAAACACCGCUACGAGUUCCGAGAAACCUUGGGGAAAGGCACUUACGGCAAAGUGAAGAAGGCGGUUGACAGAUCCGGCCGAGUGGUGGCCAUUAAGUCGAUCCGCAAAGACAAGAUCAAGGAUGAGCAGGACCUGGUUCACAUCCGCCGGGAGAUCGAGAUAAUGUCAUCACUCAGUCACCCACACAUCAUUAACAUCUAUGAAGUGUUUGAAAACAAGGAUAAGAUUGUGAUCAUCAUGGAAUAUGCAAGCAAAGGCGACCUGUAUGACUUCAUCAAUGAGAAGCAGAGCCUGACUGAGCAAGAAGCCCGACACUUUUUUCGGCAGAUUGUGUCCGCCAUUUAUUAUUGUCACAAGAACGGGAUUGUGCAUCGGGAUCUGAAGCUGGAGAACAUCCUGUUAGAUGCCACUGGCAAUGUCAAGAUUGCUGAUUUUGGUCUCUCCAAUUUAUACCACCACGACCGUUUCUUACAGACAUUCUGCGGUAGCCCCUUGUAUGCGUCUCCAGAGAUUGUCAAUGGGCGCCCCUAUCGGGGUCCUGAGGUUGACAGCUGGUCCUUGGGUGUACUGCUCUAUACUUUGGUCCAUGGUACCAUGCCUUUUGAUGGUCACGAUUACAAAAACCUGGUCAAACAGAUUACCAAUGGUGAAUACCGUGAGCCAACCAAACCUUCAGAUGCAUGUGGGCUGAUCCGAUGGUUACUGAUGGUCAAUCCAGACCGUCGAGCCACCAUUGAAGAUGUUGCCACUCACUGGUGGGUCAACUGGGGCUACAAGACCCAAGUCUGUGAGAUGGAGUCGGUGAGGGGCUAUGAAUCGCCAGUGACCAUUACUCUGGACUGGAUGCAACGGUCAUCUCGCAUCGUCUUCGAGAGUGGCUCGAAGGUGCGUUGCUUCUUCAAGCAGCACAGCUCGCCGCUAGAGCGGCAGAGAUCACUGAAGAAAUCAAAGAAGGAGAAUGACAUUUCCCACUCCUUGCAGGAAGGGGGGGCUUCAGAAAGCCCAGGCAAGUCGCUACUGAAGAGGCCGAAAGGGAUACUAAAGAAAAGGAACAACUAUGAGCAUCGAUCUCACAGCGCGGGCAAUGUCAGUCAUCCCGCAGAGGAGACUGUGUUUGCUCAUAUAGACUCGAGCACGUCCACAGCAGAACCCAGCAGACAACAGGACAGCCCAACUGCCCCUGCACCAAAGAAAGGGAUAUUGAAGAAGCCUGCAAAGAGAGAAUCUGGGUAUUAUUCCUCACCGGAACAGAGUGAGUCAACAGACUUGCUGGACUGUGAGAACUCUGUCUUUGAGACGGCCACUUCUGCAGCCCAGAGUGAUGUGUGUGACAGCUCCAAAGACCCUACAUCCCGGCGCAAAGGAAUCCUCAAAAGGAACGGCAAGUUCUCCUCCAGCAGCACAGACUCUGCGAUGGGCAGUGCUACUCUGAAGAGUCUGGGGUCCUUCAACGAGCUGGCCUUUUCUGACAUCAGGCUCUCGUCUAAUAGGAGCCAUCCAUCGAGUGCAGUGAGCGAGGACAGCAUCCUCUCCUCGGAGUCCUUUGACAGGCUCGACCUACCCGAGAGCCGGCAAGAACGUAGCCAAAUGAGGAGCUGUGUCUCCGCCGACGACUUGCUCCACUUGGAUGGAUCGGAGUCAGACUGCAGGCCACGCCUUUGCAAGAUGAAGUGCUUCGCUGACCACUUGGCUGACAGCAACUUCUCCCUCACGGACCUCGAUAAUGUGACGGAGGUCUACAAAAAGGCUGUGGCAAUUUGCAAUAAGCUGAUCUGAAUGGGACAAUUUCAGUGGCUGUGUAAUCACCCUGAGUCCUAAUGACUGUUCUUUAUGUGAUGUGAGCAGGAAGAUUACAGGCCAGAUGUACAGUUGAGGUUAGAAAGUUGGGUAAGAGGAAAAGAAAACACAAAAGGAAUAUCGUAGCUCUAGGAUGUGAAGAAAGGUUAGGGAAAGUCGGACAGCCAAGGCAUUGUGCAAGGAGAUAUUUCUUCCUCUGUUAAUCCAGCAGAACAUUUUGCUUUAACAGAUACAUAGGAUCCCUAAAAUGGGAUCAGACCCAGUAUUGAAGACGUGUGGAUCCCUUGCACUGUGAAGCCUGAAAGAGGAGGGAGAAAUGUUGUGUAAAGGUGGUUGAUAAGAUUGUGAAUAUAAACUAAGAGGUAAGGUUAGGAAGUAACAUGCAGGAAAGAAAGAGGGAAGGCUUUCCUUCCCCCCCCCACCCCUUCCCUUACCAAGUAAAUGUAAAGGAGGGGAAGUGAUUGAGAAUUUCCGUGGUAAUAAAAUACCACCAUCUGUUUACUGUGUCAAAAUAAAGCUCCAUCGACAGCUUGCAUUUUCACAAUGCAUUAGGCUGGUUGAGAAUGGCCAUGUCACUGGUCAGCUGAUGGAUACCUUGUGUACUUGCCGUAACUGUGUCUGCCAAAAAAAAAUUGAAGUACAGGAAAAUUGUACUGAGAGAGAAAUGAGUUUACUAUUUAUGUGUCAGACAUGUAUAUAUUUUGCGAGUUAAUUUAUUUUUAUUCUCCCUCUGUCUCAAACUUUUGGUUGUAUGUAAAUAAAUGAAGUCCGAAGAUGUUUACUAUUAUAAUGAAGUAGAUUUUUUUUCUACUAGUUAAUAAAAAUGAAUAUAAUCUUCAAGUAGCAAUGGAAGCCAGUUGAUUAAAGCAAGAAAAUUGUGUUUGUUUCCCUGGGGGAAGAUUUAACACCAAGAUGAGUGUUAUUUGACUCAUCUUAACGCUGGGCAAGUUUUGGCAUUUGAGAUACAAUCAGAAUACUGAAAGUUUAUUUUUAAUGUUCUGGAUUUGGAUGUUUGUUUUUUUUUGAGGGAAGUUAAGGGGAUAGGGUGUGGGGGAACUGUGGUGUCUCCUCAACAUUCCCUUCCAGGAAUAUGUUGUUGUACUGUUAAUUUGUAUUCAUAUGCUGUGGUGUUGCAUGCCAUUCUGACUGAAUGAAUGUUAUUCUGACUGGUGAAUUAUUUUUUGAGUGAGUACUUGAAUCCCACUUGGGAGUGCUAUUGGUUAAAAUCCACCAUCCCUGACCCCCAACCACCCCCCAUUCACGUCAAUGUGACUUUAAAAAGCUAGAUGUUCAAAAUUCAGCAUGAAUGAUCUCACUGAGAGAAGGAUCAUAAAGUCAGCCUGGGGCAGUGCUCUAAUUUCCUUUCUGUUCCCUUGUGAAUGUUUUGUGUGUUAUGUGAGGCAACCAAGGUUAACUGGACAUCAUUGCUGUGUCCAUUUUCAACUGGCCAGUUCCAGCUCCCUCAUGUGAACUCAACAAAUGAAGGGCAGACCUGCAGGAGGGGAGUGGGGAAAGGAACAGGCAGAAAUUUGACCAUGAGCCCCUUUCCCAGUCUGUCCAGUUAACUUUUUACUUUAUGAUAGAGCAACAGCUUAUUUUCUUUGAUUUUCGGUAGACCAGUAUGGAAUUUAUUGGGAAAAAAGAAUGUCAAAACCCAUUUUGAUAUGUGAAUUAAUCUCUACAAAUAAAAAUUUGAACGAUGCUGUGAUAUGCCAAUAAUUGUCAAUUUUGUUUUUGUGCAAUGGAGAAAUAUUGGUGGUCUGGAGUAAAAUUGCCUCUUGGUGUUUGCAGAGAGCUGUUGCAAUAUUAUCCAAUGUUGUGAGCCCUCCUAGUGGCCAUUUCUUUACCACACUCUUGAACCCCUAUGAACAGAUGAUCAGUUUGUUUGGCCCCUUGACAGGAGAUGUGAGGUGCUGAGGAGAUUUGAAGAGGAUAAGCUAACAAUUGUAAGGAAAAAGAAAUAUUUAAAAAUCACAAUAGCAAAGGCAUAUAAGCAUGAUAGUCUAUUCAGCCCCACAACUCUGCCUACCAUUGUUAGCUUGUAGUGAUCUGUCAUUUAACAUCUCUAUAACACUAAGCAUCUUUGCCCAGCAAGAUAUCUGUCAAUCUUUGUUGGGAAGAUUUUAAUCUUCCUGGGAGAGGGAGUUCCAGAUUUCCAUUACCGUUUGUCUCAGAAAUUGCAUUCCAACAUCACCUCAAGCAGUCUACUCUAAUUUUCAGAUUACUUUACCCUUAUUCUGGACUUGCCACACUUGAAAAUAGGGGAGAUACUGAGAAAUUAUCAGUUCCCUCAAUCCUCAAGCAUAGCAAUAAGAUUGUUGCUACACAGGACCACACUUUGAUGGCUUGUUGCUGAGCCAGCUUGGCUUGGAUUGAAGUAACCCCAAUCACUGGCAUGAAGGGGAAGGGGGAUUUAUUACUUAAGGUCAGCUGAUUGCACCGCCCCCCCCCCCCCCCACACUUCACUUCCUGGAAGGUGUAGUUAGGGGUGAGGACAGGAUACCUUGGCUGUGCUACUAAAGCCCAACAUCCAGACGCAAACUUAAAAAUGAUUAUUUGAGCAAGAUCUUGAGGGCCAUAUUGGCAUCCAUCCAUUGCUGGGGUUUGAUCCUACAUCUUCAAGCAAAGAGCAGGACCAUUUAAAAAAAAAAUUGGAGGGAGAAUAGAGUGAUCAUGUUUAUACCAAUAUUUCUCACCCUGCAUGCUUUAUGAGACCCGCUUGUGCCCCAGCUGCAGAAGUUGAAACUCCUGGGGCAAUGCGAUACAUUGCCUUGUUGCCUACUUGCUGUGGAUUACAUGCUUUGUACAUGUGUUCCUUGAAUUACUGAGUAAUUUGUAUCAAACAGAAUGUCAGACUGAAGAAAUCUGUGAUUUGUUUUUGUUGUAAAUUGCUAAUUUAUUUUUUUUUAGAUGGUUAAAAUCCAUUUGCCACAAUAAAAGAUAUUGCCUUAAA
This is a messenger RNA of Pristis pectinata (smalltooth sawfish), 5251 nucleotides long. It is a transcript of the gene nuak2, whose product is annotated as NUAK family, SNF1-like kinase, 2. The record is from RefSeq and is a predicted model, not a curated record. Gene Ontology annotation, molecular function: tau-protein kinase activity; ATP binding; protein serine/threonine kinase activity. Gene Ontology annotation, biological process: microtubule cytoskeleton organization; intracellular signal transduction; protein phosphorylation. The coding region runs from base 331 to 2277 and encodes 648 amino acids. Gene Ontology annotation, cellular component: cytoplasm. The transcript has 7 exons. Lineage: Eukaryota; Metazoa; Chordata; Chondrichthyes; Rhinopristiformes; Pristidae.